AUGCCUUUUGGUCUGAAGAUUGCUGCACAAACAUUAACAUUCCAGUGUUUCAUUGAUGAAGUUUUACGAAGACCACCAUUUGUUUUUGCUUAUAUUAAUGAUCUACUUAUUGCCAGUAAAGAUGCUGCUGAACAUCAAGAUCGUCUAAUGCAAGUCUUCAAACCUCUGAAUGAUUAUGGUAUCCAAAUUAAUGUAGUGUGUAUGGAGUUUCGUCUGAUGAUUUUCUUGGCCACACAGUUUCUGCAGAAGGUAUCACUCCACUUCCUGCCAAAUGUGAGACCUUUCAACAGUUUCCUAAGCCAACUACAACCAUACAAGAGAGGUCAGUCAGUUGCUCUUGCCUGGAGUCCUGAAGCUGAUAUUGCCUACGAUGCUGUUAAGCAAGUCCUCAGUGCAAUAACUACACUCAACUUUCCCAGUCAAGAUGCCCCAACAGUCCUCCACUACUGA
This is a messenger RNA of Penaeus monodon (black tiger shrimp), 450 nucleotides long. RefSeq lists its product as uncharacterized. The transcript has 2 exons. The record is from RefSeq and is a predicted model, not a curated record. Bases 1 to 450 code for a protein of 149 amino acids. Lineage: Eukaryota; Metazoa; Arthropoda; Malacostraca; Decapoda; Penaeidae.